Protopolystoma xenopodis is the source of this 468-nucleotide messenger RNA. NCBI's taxonomy places the organism in Eukaryota, Metazoa, Platyhelminthes, Monogenea, Polystomatidea, Polystomatidae. The record is from the annotation of a GenBank genome assembly.
AUGCCCAUUAACAUCAAGCCGGGUGAUCGCAUCGCCCUGGCAACUUGGCCUUUUUUAAGUCAUGCAAACGGUGGGUGCCUGGCUGAUUUCGUCGUUUGCUCGGCCAAUCACGCAGCUUUGAUUCCCUCCUCUGUCUCAGAUGCAAAAGCAGCCGCACUUUCUUACUCUGGCCUUACGGCAUGGUCAGCCCUGGAGGAUGCUGGAGGCUUCGAACCAUUGCCUCACCAUUUAAACCAACAGCCUAGAGCCGGCCCCCGAGUUCUGAUUGCUGGUGCUACCGGUGGUGUCGGCUUAAUUUCACUACAGCUGGCCAAGAUGUGGGGCGCCCAUGUCACCGUGACAGUGCCUGACGAUGCCAGAGCAAAGAAAUUAAUGGAGGAAUUGGGUGCAGAUCAGGUGCAUAUUUCUAGCCUAAUAGUCAUUUGGCUAGCAUUAUUUGCUUUCACUCCACUGCCACUGCACCCAUAA